This is a messenger RNA of Lactuca saligna, 1063 nucleotides long. Lineage: Eukaryota; Viridiplantae; Streptophyta; Magnoliopsida; Asterales; Asteraceae. The record is from the annotation of a GenBank genome assembly.
GGCUACCAAAGAUGCCUCCUUUCACUCUACAAAUUUGCUUAUCUUUCUUUUUUGAAACCCGAAAUAUAAACAUCAAUUAUAUACGCUCUAUAUAUCCUCUCCAAAAAACAAAAAAAAAAUACCAAUACGAGUCGUUUUCGGUGAUAUGGGUCCAGGAGUUGUUUUGUAUUCGAUGUUCUUCGUACUUUCGCUUCUUCUCAUUCCAGAUUCAAGCUUUGGUGAGAAACCUCCAUUGGAAGCAAUCUCGCAUAACAAAGUGCGACACCUCCUUCAACAAGAUGACAUCCCCAUCAUUCAACCGACAACUCCCACCGGAACUCCAAACACAGAUUCCCCAACCACAUUCCCGCCAACCACCACCACCCCCACCGGAAACCCCACAUCUUUACCACCACCAUCACCAACCGGCUUUCAACCAAACAACCCCACCCCAUUUCCAACUACUCCAACCGGAACUACUCCAACAUCCCCGAUGGGCCCGUCAAAUCCGAUGGGUCCGUCUGUCCCAACCGCCCCGACAGGCCCAUCUGGACCAACGGGCCCAACAGGCCCAUCGGGUUCAUCGAGUGGAUCAUGGUGUAUUGCAAGUCCAUCGGCUUCUGAAACCUCUCUACAAGUAGCACUUGAUUAUGCUUGUGGCUAUGGAGGAGCCGACUGCUCAGCGAUUCAACCGGGUUCGAGUUGUUACAACCCGAACACGGUUCGGGAUCAUGCUUCGUAUGCUUUUAAUGCGUAUUAUCAAAAGAAUCCGGCUCCAACUAGUUGCUCUUUUGGAGGAGUUGCACAAGUUACCAACACAGAUCCAAGUUCCGGAAGUUGUCGCUUCUCAGCAGCCAAAUCAUCAGGCAUGAUGACUCCACCAACGCCUCCUAUGCCAACCCCACCCACCUCUCCCACAAUAAGUUCGCCAAUCAACCCGUAUCCUACAACACCUACUCAACCGGGCGGUUUUUCUUCAGAUCAACCAGAGAAAAAUGAACAUCAAGUUAAGGAAACAAGAUGGGAAUUCACUUGGCUGGAAUUCGUCACAUGUCGAAUUGAAGCAACCCCUAUUCUUAGAUAA